UUACUACUUACGAUAUACACAAAAAGAUAAUACAUAAUACAGAUGUCUUUUAUAACACUUGCUACCAUUCUUGUUUUUGUCUUCCCUUAUGUCGUUUUUGCAACCACAAGUAGCACCGAUGUUGAUGCUCCUAAGGCAUUCUUUGUAUUUGGUGACUCGUUGGUAGAUAAUGGAAACAACAAUUUCUUGAUCACAUCUGCACGGGCUGAUUCACCUCCUUAUGGGAUUGAUUAUCCCUCUCAUCGUCCAACUGGCCGUUUCUCUAAUGGCAAAAACAUCCCUGAUAUUAUAGGAGAACAUAUCGGGGUGGAUCCGCUAUUACCGUACUUGGAUCCAAAUCUCACCGGCAAAAAGUUGCUUAACGGUGCCAACUUUGCUUCUGCAGGGAUUGGACUUCUUAAUGAUACAGGAAUCCAAUUUGUGAACAUAAUUCGGAUGCCUUACCAAUUGGCUUUGUUUGAAAGAUACCAAGAACGAGUAGCUGCUUUAAUCGGUACAGAGAAAACCAAAAAGCUUGUUAAUGAGGCUAUCGUUUUGAUCACAUGUGGUGGCAACGAUUUUGUGAACAACUACUAUCUGGUGCCAAAUUCAUUCCGAUCGCUUCAAUAUAAACUCCCAGAUUAUGUCCGAUUACUUGUCACAGAAUACCAAAAGAUUUUAAUGAGGCUUUACGAAUUGGGAGCUCGAAAGGUACUAGUGACAGCGACUGGACCAUUGGGUUGUGCACCAUCCAUAAUUGCGGUGCGAAGCCAGAAAGGAGAAUGUGCAAAGGAGCUGCAACAGGCUGCGAACCUGUUUAACCCGCAGGUCACGGCAAUGAUCAGUUUGCUGAAUAAGAAAUUGGGCAAGGAUAUCUUUAUCUCUGUUGAAGCACAUCAUAUAUACCUCGAUUUCAUCAACAAACCAAAAACUUUUGGAUUUGAGGUGGUCAACAAAGCAUGUUGUGGACAAGGACCGUAUAAUGGGCUGGGUUUGUGCACCGCGUUUUCCAACUUGUGUCCCAACAGGAACGCAUAUGUGUACUGGGACGGUUACCACCCAUCCGAAAGGGCAAGCCGUCUCAUUGUGCAAGAAAUAUUCAACGGUUCCAAAUACGUGAACCCCAUGAACCUAAGCACCUUUAUGGCAAUGGACUCGAUGAAAGUAUAAUGGUGAUAUUCUAGCUAAAAUAUGUUACUUUUACUCGUACAAAAAAAAAUACGGGUGUAUUUAUGUUUUCUUAUCAAAACAAAUAAAUAUUAAAAUAUAUCAUAUGUGGCAAAAUAUUUCUAUAUGGCA
Molecule: messenger RNA, 1278 nt
Organism: Lactuca virosa
Lineage: Eukaryota; Viridiplantae; Streptophyta; Magnoliopsida; Asterales; Asteraceae
Source: the annotation of a GenBank genome assembly